Messenger RNA from Lathyrus oleraceus (garden pea), 627 nucleotides. RefSeq lists its product as uncharacterized. The transcript has a single exon. Lineage: Eukaryota; Viridiplantae; Streptophyta; Magnoliopsida; Fabales; Fabaceae. The record is from RefSeq and is a predicted model, not a curated record. The coding region runs from base 1 to 627 and encodes 208 amino acids.
AUGAUUCACCCGGAUAUGUUUCCCAAGACUAUUGUGAAUGUGGAUGUUAAAUCGGUCGAAGUGAAGUAUGAUGUUAAACCGGGUGAAGUGAAUGAUGAUGUUCAACCGGAUGAAGUGAAUGAUGAUGUUAAACCGGAUGCUCGACCGAUUGUUGUCGAGGUAGAUGUUCGUGCAAAUUUUACAAAUAAUGAAGUGUUUAUUGUUCAUGAACAUAUGCUACAAUGGGUCCGUAGGGAAGGCAUAAAAUUGGGCUUUGGAAUUGUAAUUGGAAGUUCCGACAAUGGUUCGGAUAGAAGACAGGCAUUUGUAACAAUGAUAUGUGAAAGAAGUGGCAUGUACCAACCAAAGAUUAGGCAGUUGAAACGAGAUGACACUGGAUCGAGGAAAUGUGAGUGUCGAUUUAAAUUGCGCGAAUAUGGUAUGGAGGAUGAGACACAGAAAUUUAAUGUGAUUUUCGAUAAACAUAAUCAUGCCUUGCAUGAUAAGUUAGUUUGUCAUCCCAUUGUAUGUCGCCUUGUGCUAGAGGAGAGGGAACUUGUUUCGGACAUGACAUUAAACAUGGUUAUGCCGAAAAACUUACCCGCAUAUUUGAAACGGAAAAGACCUUUAAAUGUUUCAAACAUUUAG